Messenger RNA from Sebastes umbrosus (honeycomb rockfish), 6490 nucleotides. It is a transcript of the gene onecut1, whose product is annotated as one cut homeobox 1. Gene Ontology annotation, molecular function: DNA-binding transcription factor activity, RNA polymerase II-specific; RNA polymerase II cis-regulatory region sequence-specific DNA binding. Bases 1164 to 2633 code for a protein of 489 amino acids. The transcript has 3 exons. Gene Ontology annotation, biological process: regulation of transcription by RNA polymerase II. The record is from RefSeq and is a predicted model, not a curated record. Lineage: Eukaryota; Metazoa; Chordata; Actinopteri; Perciformes; Sebastidae. Gene Ontology annotation, cellular component: nucleus.
CAACAUCCAUACACACACACACAUAUAUACUGCUGGGCUUGGUUCGUUAAGCCUAAUGGUUGAACAAUAGACACAUCUGCUCAUCUUUUUCUAUCAAAAGAGAAGGUACUGCAGUCUUCUUCGUUUGGUUAAACCGCCACAUAUUUGGCAUUUGUGUGGGGGGGUGGGGAGGUGCAGCCUGAUAAUGAAAAAAAUGGAUCUUUAUGUGGUGCACAUUAAUAUAACUUUAUAGCUGCUAAUUAAAUCAUUAUGCUUUUGUUGUAAUUUUCUGAAGCUUCUUUUUUCUGUUUUUGUUUUUUUUAGAAGAAUUGAUUGUUUUUCAUUUGGAGUUUUUUUGGUUGGUUUUUGAAUCCCAGACCUCACUAGUUAAAAAUCAACUCCAAAUGAACCCGGAAGUUUAUUUCAUUUGCACUUAAUAAUUUAAGGAGGACUGAAGAUAAAGCCUCAUUAUAUAGCCCUAUAAUGAAUGACAACAUUUUCUAAAUAAGAAAUGGGCAAUCUGGACAUUAUAGGUGCUAUACAUUUCCAUGAUGUCGAUUCUGUGAAGGUUUUAUUAAGAGAUCCGUCUAUUUUGCAUUUUUUUUAAACAUUUCACUAUAAAGAGUGGUGUUAUCAUGGUGGAGAAUAUAGCUUUUAGCAGGUGGUUUGAUACCUCCCUUCCUUAAUAAGGUAGCUGACGUCAGAGCAAUGGGGCGGUGUGUGUGUGUGUGUGUGUGUGUGUGUGUGUGUGUGUUUGAGAGAGAGAAAGAGAGAGAGAGAGAGAGAGAGUAUUGGAGGAGAUGUGUGCUCCCAGUGCGCAUGUGUGUGGACGGUGAUCUGUCUCUGUGCUGCGGUGGAAAAGGAGCUGGAGACACACAACUAGAGAGAUGGCGCGGCACCCGACCGGAGCGCGAGGACAGCUGGUUGGCGGUGGGGGGGCUUGAAUUAUUAUAAAGAGAAUAAAAAAAAAAAAACAACAACAAAAAUAACACAAGAAAAAAAAAGACAGGGGAUUCUGGAAAAAAAAAAAAAGGAGUUUCUACACUGCAAAGAUAUCGAAUAUAAGGAGGCAAUAUCUGCAAGAAGAAGAAGAAAAAAGCAACAAAAGAAGUUUUAACUGGACAGUGAGGAUCUUCUUGGACAUCAGCUAAGAUCACAUACAUGGUUUGUCCACAUGCAGGAUCAUGAACGCACAACUGUCGAUGGAGAAUAUUGGCGACCUGCACGGAGGAUUAGUGAGCCAUGAGUCCGUGGUGUCCGUGGCCGGUCACGGAGAGCUGCUGAGCGGCCACGGUCGUUCGAGCGCCCGGGGGCUCAGCAGCAGCCACCGCUCCAUGGGCAUGGCCACCCUGCUGGACACCGGAGGAGGAGACUACCACCCUGGACACCACGGACACAGUCUGCAUCCAGCAGCCAUCAGCAUGUGUGAAGCCCCCCCUGGCAUGAGCUCCAGCAGCACUUACACCACCCUUACCCCUCUGCAGCCUUUACCUCCCAUCUCCACUGUAUCCGACAAGUUCCAUCACCACCACCAUCCUCACCACCAUCAUCCUCACCAUCACCAGAGGAUCCCUGGGAAUGUCACUGGCAGCUUCACGUUGAUGCGUGAGGACCGGAGUCUGGCUCCUAUGAACAGUCUGUAUCCAUCAUAUCAUCAUCAUAAAGAUCCCUGCAUGGGCCAGAGUCUGUCCCCGCUGUCUGGUUCAGGUCUGGCCAGCAUCCACACCACCCAGGCCGGCAGCAUCCCUCCUCCUUACGCGCAUCCCGGUGCAGCCAUGCCCGGUGAGAAGAUGCUCACACCCAGCGGGUUUGAGGCGCAUCAUCCGGCCAUGCUGGGCAGACACACGACGGAGCAGCAGCACAUGAGCUCCUCUGCAGGCAUGGUGCAAAUCAACGGCCUCCAUCAUCAUCAUCACCACCACCUGCACGCACACCAGGGGCACGUCCAGGGGCUGCAUGGGGGGAACAGCCGGGAGCAGGCUUCUGGACCCGGGCAGCAAGGUGGAGGUGCAGGAGGUGGAGGUGUUAAUGGUGGUGGUCAGAUGGAGGAGGUGAAUACCAAAGAGGUGGCGCAGAGGAUCACCACGGAGCUGAAGCGCUACAGCAUCCCUCAGGCCAUCUUUGCCCAGCGGGUGCUGUGCAGGUCCCAGGGGACCCUGUCCGACCUGCUAAGGAACCCCAAACCCUGGUCCAAGCUCAAGUCCGGCAGAGAAACCUUCAGGCGCAUGUGGAAGUGGCUGCAGGAGCCUGAGUUCCAACGCAUGAGCGCGCUCAGGCUCGCAGGUGAGCGAAGCCUCGGCUAUACAACAACAAAGCAGGCUACAUACUGUGAACCCGAAAUGUGCAUCAAUCCAGUGUUUAUAGCAUGUAAGCGUAAGGAACAGGACCACGGCCGGAGCGAGCGGGGGAGCGUGUCCAAGAAGCCCCGGCUGGUGUUCACAGAUGUGCAGCGGCGGACGCUCCACGCCAUCUUCAAGGAGAACAAGCGUCCAUCCAAAGAGCUGCAGAUCACCAUCGCCCAGCAGCUGGGCCUGGAGCUGGCCACAGUCAGCAACUUCUUUAUGAACGCACGCCGCCGGAGCCUGGAUAAGUGGGUGGACGACGGCUCCGGCCACCCGGGCAACUCUGGCCCCAACGCCUGCACCAAAGCCUGAAGACGGAGUGAUCCGACCAAACUCAUGGACUGACUCAACCUCGGUGGAAAAGCUUUAAAACUUAAGAGAAACAAAGAGAAACUUAAAAAAAGACCUUGAAGCAACGUUUUGCCCUUAAACCUGUACUAUAUUGAUAUUUAUAGUAUCCAAAGAUGAAAAAACAAACCAAAGACUUCUUGUUUGACCUGCUUUGAAAUGUUUUUUUCAGCAACACAUUUACGUGUAACAUACUGCAAAAAGACUAUAGUUUUACCCCCCCUUCACACACACUCACUGGUCUCUAGCUUUACUACACCUCCCCCAACGCCUCCCCACCCAGUAUCAAUCUAUCAUUCACCAUCCUUAUCUUUAAUCUGAUUGGUUGGUUUUAAUGAUGGGUCCCUAAAUGGAGGUUUAAUCAGCCUGUUGGCAGUCUGAUCUGCAGCUGUCCACACCCUUGAAAAACAGCCAGAAUGUGGAGCUCCGGUGGGAUUGGCCAAUCAACGUUAAAGACAAAAAAAUCCUACAGGAGCGACUGGAUUGUUGUGCAACCUUGUUUGGAUCAACGGUGGACUGUCUGUCUAUCUGUCCAGCUGUCUGUCUUUCUAUCAAGCAUUCCAGACAGACGGGGAGAUGCCCAUGCGUAGACUGCUAACCCAAAAUCCCCAAAAAACCCCAACCUCAACCCACAAGGUAGUGCUUUCUUCCAACAUGCUGAAGCGUUGAAUAAUUUAAACAAGAGAAACCAAAGCCUUCAACACCCUGAAGCCACUUCAGAACCUGCUAUGAAGUAAUUUGACCAAAGAGUAUAUUUUGUAGCUGAUAAUCUUAAAAGUAUUUUACCUCAUUUCCUCCCUUUAACCCUCCUGAGACUGGCUGUUAGUUAGGCACCACAAAGAAUGUCCCUGCUUAUGGUCCAUACAACAUUUUGAGUCAUACCUUCCCUGCAAAUGGAAAUAUUAUGUGACACAACCCUGAAAAUCAUCUAUUGACAUUUGCCUUAUAGAUGCCUUCUUGAAUCAAACUAAAUAUUCCAGUUAUAUCUUCGUUAACACUCUAGAGAAUGAUCCUGCAAAUGCAACCAAAGACUAAUCCAUUCAGCGGUGUGUUUUCGCUGCAAAAGAUGAAAACAAAAGCUGCUGGCUCUCGUGCUUUAUGUGUGACACGGUGAGGGAGACAGAUGUUGUUUUUUUAGGACAAACUGUGUCACCACUCUAAUAAUAGGCAUUCAGCCCCCAGUGCUUCAUACGUAUUUGAUUUUAUCUCCUCAUCAAAGAUGUUGGGCGGAGGGGAUGAUAUCAAUGAUCAAAUCACUUUCAGGCACAAUGUCACCUCGUCACCUGAAUACGAAAGCACCCCCCCCCACACACACACACCACCCACCCCUCCCAAUCUGCCUCCACUCCCCUGGCAAAGCUAUGCAUUUCAGCACUAGGAGGAAAGCACUACACAGGGCUGGCCCAGGGCGGCGUAUCAUUAAAUAUAUUGAGCUGGCCCCCUUGCCGUCAUCCUCCUCGUGGCCAGGGUUAGCAGCUCUACAUUCAUCACAAACAAGCGCCGAAGGAGAGGCGAGGAGGAGGAAGAAGGCUUCUUCUUCACCUCCGAAAGGAAAAACCAAAAAAAAAGGAAAACGUGUCAAGACCUGCUGAUGUUUUAUAGUGUGAACCAAAGAUGCUACCUCACUCAAGUUCCAUACGUGAUUUCUAUCACUUUGAUGAUACCAAAGAUAACCAAAGAUUUUUUCUCAUUGCACGGCCUCUACGAGUGGUGUUUUAAAGAUGUUGUAUGUCUCCUCCCCUCCCCCCCACCCCUCGUCUCCUCUCUCUCACUUCCUUUCUUCUCCCCUUUCUCCCCCUCCCUCCCACCUGCAUUCAACCCAUGCACCCCUGCUAUGCGUGCUCUUGCUUCAUCUGUGCUCUGAUUACAGCUCCAUAGAUAGUCAUGCUGAUGUAGCUAUAGGCAGAUAUGCUGAUCCAGCCGUAGAUACACACAAGCGGCAGUGCAGGUGCCUGCGGGGGUACGGCAAACUCGGUAGCAAUGUGAUCGGUCUUUCUUUGUGCUCAGUACCAAAGUAUUCAUUUUCCUAUCACAAAAAUGUAAAAGCUGACAUUGUGUUUAUAUAUAAUACAUUUAGUCUGAUUCAUUUCAAAAUGUAAAUUUGACCCCGCUGGAGUGUCUUUUUUGUCGCAGCUUAAUUUCUACCCGGCCCUGCCUCUUAGUGUGUAUCUAUAGGUUGAUAAUAUUGAUCCACCAGACGUCUUUACAUGACAAUAGACAGACAAGCUGACAUAGCCAUGGGCAGAAUUGUUGACUCAGCUAUAGGCAGACAUGUUCCUGAAAGUAGAAGCAGACGUGUUGCAAUCUUUCUAAAAACUCCCAGGACGAGUGCCUUGCUUGAACCAAAGUGUUAAACCGCUGUUGACCUCUCACCUUUGACUAUGUGAAUACCUCAGCCUGUAGAAGGGCCACUACUGAAGAAACAAGGAAAAGGUUUUUUUUUUUUUGUUGUUUUAAAUCACACCGUGGUGCUUUCGCCAGCGCAACCAUGCAAUGAAAACAUACCAAAGGAAUUUCCACUUCUACAGAUUAAACCAAAGGUCUUUGUUUCUCCUCUCCUCUGCCCUCCUUCUUCUACCCCUCCAUCCCUCCUUCCUCCCCGACCUUCCUCGUCUCUCUGCUGUGUGUGGGAAGGUUCAGCACUCUGGCCGUGCAUGUCUUUACCAAUGUCUCUGAAUACCUCAUAGUAAUAAUUCCUUUGAGUUCUGCAUUGAGACGUCUAUCUGUGAGUAAGGCAGAACUCCACUCGUGUGGUAACUGUUAUUGUUACUUCAAAAAAGCUGUAUGAUUAUCUAUUUUGAAGCUGUUUUUUUUGGCAGAAGUGCUCUGUUUUCAAGUCACGGAGGACAAGUUUCAGGGUUGAUGUAUGAAACUUAAGGGAUGGAGGGAGAAGCAUAUUUUUUAUCAGACAUUGGGUUAUGCCAAUAUUAUGAUGGUAGACUAUUGCUUUUUACAGGGUAAAACCAACUGCUGUGAUAUUGUGUUCAUAUUUUCCCUUUUUCUCUACUUCUGUGUUGUGAUUUUAAUUUAAUUGCAUUUUUGUAAUGGUUAACCACUGCUUUAAUUUAUGCAUUUGUAGAAACUCUAGAUUUGUAUAUAGUAGGUUUUUUGGAAAAAAACAAACAAAAAAGACAGUUUUAUGUUACAGCCUUAUUUCCCACGCUUAGAUAUAAAAAAAGGAGUAGUUUGUAUUCUUCUUCUUCAGCUAAAUCCUAGCCGGCAUUUCAAUGUGUGUUUUAAACACUGCCAGAAACCCAGACAGUUGAUUUUGCCAACGCAGACAAAGUUAUACAGGAGCUACUUUGUUGAACAGCUGGCAAAAAGCAGUGUGUACGUGUGUGUGUUUUUUCUAUUCUUUUGACUUUUUCAAAACAAAACGGUUAUUUUAUGGGUAUUACUGCACAUCCAAAGAUUUUUAAAACAAACCAAAAAAUUGGAAAAAAAAUAUGUAUAAUGUUGAAAAGCACUGGCAUUUGUGAGGUAGACUUGUUGAGUUUUGAUUUGCCAUUCGCACGGGUAUAGAAUGUAGAAGGCGUAGGGCCGUGUAGACAAGCUUACUCUACCAUGUGGGAGAUCUCCUGUUCAAUGUACAAUCUGAAGCAUCUGAAACGAGGGCUGCAAGUCCCGCUCACUUUGCUGUCUCAUGCACGGAGUGAGGUGGAGCGUAGGCUGGGCAGCCGGUCUGCCAGGGGCUGUGUCGCGGAGCUGGGUCUGUUUUUAUUGCCGUGGCACUGCCGCCUCGCUCCAUCUAGUAUCUGUUCUUUUGGUACGUACUCGUGUAAUGACCAUGAGCAAAGUCUAAUAAAACCUUAACCAAGGAA